UCAUCACCAGGGUCAGGGUCGCAAGAGUCAAUUCGUCGUCUGAGAAAGGUACAUCAUACAGCUCUGCUACUAAAAUGAAGAUAAUUUUCGCCCUCUUGAUCUUAAUGUUCGGAGUGAUUAUACUAGAAGCAGCAGCGGUGAAAUCUAAAGCGAAGGAAAAGUACGCCCUGCCAGAAGGAGCUGAGUUACUAGUAGGACCCAUCAGAAGUACUUUUACUUGCUUCGCAAAUGGCUACUACGCCGAUGUGGACAACAACUGCCAAAUUUUCCACAUUUGCUACUCAACGGAGAACUACGAUGGAACCAUUGCAACCCAUCAAUACAGUUUCCUCUGUGGCAAUCAAACGGUCUUUAAUCAGUUGACGUUUACCUGCACAUAUCCAGAAGAUGCAGUCCCAUGCAUUCACGCACAGGACUUCUAUUACCUCAAUGCCCACGUCGAAGCAGCUGACCCGGAAGUUCACUUCUUGGAUGACCAGGACGUCCAGCGUGCUGCCCCUCUUAUUGAACCUGAACUAUAUGGCAGAAGAGUAGUGAAACCUGUGGCUCAGUAUCAACCGGUGCGAAGGAGAUUUGAUUUCGAUAGUAAACGAAAAUGAAAAGUUUCUGUUAGUCAAAAGAUACAUCAUUUUUUUCUUUUAUGGCCAUUUCUACAUUUCAGAGAGUUAAAAGAAAAAAUAUGUAUGAAAACAUUUUUUUUUCUGCUUCUAAUUUUUAUGAAAAGAAAGUAAUUUUAAAAAAAUGAAAUCUGAAGCUCAAAAAUUAUCUUCGUAGUAAUGGAGUUCUUUUUUUUACACUAAUAGUUGGACUUCGUACAUGAAAAGUUAUCAAAAAUUCUUUGUGCUAAAAUGUGCUUAAAACCAACAGUCAACGUGAGGAAGGUACAGAUCGUGAAGAAAAUAUUGCAGUGUUUUGCAUUUUUUCUUCAUUAUUUGUGUUUUUUGAGUUGAUUAAUAUUUUUAUUCUUAGAUCUAUUGUUACGAAGAUAAUUUUCACUUACUGAGGC
Messenger RNA from Uloborus diversus, 1006 nucleotides. Its product is annotated as U-scoloptoxin(01)-Cw1a-like. Gene Ontology annotation, cellular component: extracellular region. The transcript is spliced from 5 exons. The record is from RefSeq and is a predicted model, not a curated record. NCBI's taxonomy places the organism in Eukaryota, Metazoa, Arthropoda, Arachnida, Araneae, Uloboridae. The coding region runs from base 75 to 599 and encodes 174 amino acids. Gene Ontology annotation, molecular function: chitin binding.